CAGAAAAUCUUUCCUCCUCUCUUCAAUAUUAUAUUUUGUAGUUUAUAUUUCAACAUGGUAUCAGAGCCUUCCAUGUUAGUUUAGUUCUUUCCAGAUUACAAUUAAUUUUCAGACUGGAUUCUUCUUCAGUCUUCAGAUUAUUCAGAACCUUCAGACACCAGUCUGUCUCUAAAUUCUUUCUUCAGGAUUUCAGUUUUCAGAUUCUUCAGAAACUCUAAAUUUCCCAGAAAAUCAAUUAGCCUGAGCUAAUUUCCCAGAAAAUUCCUUCACAUACAGUCUGCCCACCAGACCUCAGAAAUUUUCAGACCACACAUUUCAUCACCACCGUACCCAGGUGGUGCGUCUACCUCCGACGACCCGGAAACAAAAGUCCGACACCCAAACUCUAAGCGAGUGAUCCGCACGCGCCGCCACAGCACGGCGACCUCAACUCACGCGCCGGCGCGUGUUGUCUGUUCUGCGGCCAGAUUUCCGAUCGACAAACGCCGACCGGCUCGCCUGCAUAUCUCCCAUCUGCUGCUGUCGCUUCUCAUGGGAUGGUUAGGAUUCGUUCCAGCUCUUGAAUAAGCUGAUAUCGGGAAGUGACGAACUGACGGUACCAGGCAGACGAGCUUCUUCCUUGACCGUACCAGGAACAGAGAUCUGGCAGCACAAGCUUCAUGACCGACCAUUAUUGACGAGGGUUUUGGUCUUCAGCCAGCUCGCACACUCUUCUGGAUCUGUUAACGAAGCAGACUAUUGGUAAAGGACAUGAGUCGGCUGAUCUUUAUAUUUUGGAUACAUCAAUAACAAAAGGUAUCUCUUGUCUCGGGGUUGGAACUUUGUUAGAGGCUCAUUACAGACUAGGACACCCAUCUCUCACACUUAUGAAACAGAUAUAUCCUCAGUUUAAUAAGGUGUCAUCUAUACAAUGUGAGUCAUGUGAAUUUGCAAAACAUCAUCGCACUACUUUAAGUCCCCGACUUAAUAAACGAGCCAAUGCUCCGUUUGAUCUUGUCCAUACUGAUGUUUGGGGGGCAUGUCCGGUUGUGUCCAAAUCUGGUUUCAAAUAUUUUGUUACUUUUGUUGACGAUUAUUCUCGUAUGACAUGGUUAUAUUUUAUGAAGCGUCGAUCCGAGUUAUUUACUCAUUUCUCUGCAUUUUGUGCAGAAAUUAAAACUCAAUUUAAUGUUCUUGUUCGUGUGUUAAGGGGAGACAAUGCCCAAGAAUAUCUAUCUGCUCCAUUUAUAUCUUUUAUGCUUCAACAUGGCAUUAUUCAUCAAACUUCAUGCGUAGACACACCUCCUCAAAAUGGAGUUGCUGAAAGAAAGAAUCGACAUCUGUUAGAAACUGCACGGGCUCUUCUAUUCCAAAUGAAUGUGCCUAAACAAUUUUGGGCUGAUGCUGUGUCUACUUCAUGUUUUUUGAUCAAUCGUAUGCCAUCUUCUGUUUUGGAUGGUAAAACUCCUUAUCAAUGUCUUUUUCCAAAUAAAGAACUUUUUUCCAUUCCACCUAAAAUCUUUGGUUGCACUUGUUUUGUUAGAAAUGUUAACCCUCAUCGCACGAAGUUGGAUCCCAAAUCAUUGAAAUGUAUUUUCUUAGGUUAUUCUCGAGUUCAAAAGGGGUAUAGAUGUUUUUGUCCGAGUACAGGUCGAUAUCUUGUUUCUAUUGAUGUCUCAUUUCAUGAAAAUACACCUUGGUCAUCAUCCAAGACAGAUAUCCAUGAGGACAACGAUGAAAUACUCAUUUACACGGUUACUAUACCUGAGACUACCCCUUCAGUAACUAUACCGAAUGUUCCUGUUCCUGACCCCAGACCUCCAGUACACUUGGUUUACACCCGUCGACACAAAGCACUAGAUCACCAUCCACCUGUGACACCUGUGAUUACUUAUCCUAAUACUGGUCCGACUUCGAUCUCAUGUCCUGAACCAGUACCUGCAUCUUCAGAUCUUGUCUCUACAUCAGAUCUUGACUUCCUGAUAGCACUACGUAAAGGUACACGUUCUUGUACUCAUCCUAUUUCUUCAUUUGUGUCAUAUAGUCAGUUAUCCUCUACCUCAUAUUCUUUUAUUGCUUCCAUUGAUUCUAUUUCUGUUCCCAAAUCUGUUAAAGAAGCUUUGUCUCAUCCUGAAUGGCGUCAUGCCAUGGUAGAGGAAAUGAAUGCUUUGGAUCUUAAUGGUACUUGGGAUUUGGUAGACUUGCCUACAGGGAAGAAGUCUAUUGGAUGUAAGUGGGUCUUUGCUGUUGAGGUUAUCCCAGAUGGAUCUGUUGCUCGAUUGAAAGCUCGUUUAGUUGUGAAGGGUUAUGCUCAAACCUAUGGUGUUGACUAUUCUGACACUUUUUCUCCUGUUGCUAAAUUAACAUCUGUCAGGUUACUUAUUUCACUUGCUGCAACUCAUGGUUGGCACUUACAUCAGUUAGACAUUAAAAAUGCAUUCUUGCAUGGUGACCUUCAGGAGGAAGUUUAUAUUGAGCAACCUCCGGGGUUUGUUGCUCAGGGGGAGUAUGGGAAAGUUUGUCGACUUCGCAAGUCUCUUUAUGGUCUGAAACAAAGUCCCCGUGCAUGGUUUGGGAAAUUCAGUCAAUCCAUUGAAAGGUUUGGAAUGAUAAAAGGACAAUCAGAUCACUCUGUCUUUUACAGACAAACAAAAGCAGGUAUCACAUUACUUGUGGUGUAUGUUGAUGAUAUUGUGAUUACAGGGAGUGAUAAUGCAGGUAUUUUGGCCCUUAAGAAUUUUCUGCAUAGUCAAUUCCAGACGAAAGAUCUUGGCUCAUUGAAAUAUUUUUUGGGAAUUGAGGUAACACGAAGUAAGAAAGGCAUACUUCUAUCUCAACGUAAAUAUGUACUUGACUUACUAGCCGAGACAGGGAAAUUAGGGGCAAAACCAAGUACAACACCCAUGGUUCCCAACAUGCAACUCACUCAAGAAGGCACACCAUUUGAAGACCCAGAAAGAUAUAGAAGAUUGGUUGGAAAGCUCAAUUAUCUCGCAGUCACUCGUCUAGAUAUUGCAUAUUCUGUGAGUGUAGUGAGUCAAUACAUGUCAUCUCUAACCAUUGAUCAUUGGGCUGCUGUAGAACACAUAUUAUGUUACUUAAAGGGUGCACCAGGACGAGGUAUUGUUUACCAAAACCAUGACCACAUGAGAAUAGAAUGUUUUGCAGAUGCUGAUUGGGCCGGUUCUAAAGAUGAUCGAAGAUCUACAUCUGGUUAUUGCGUCUUUGUUGGUGGUAAUCUUGUAUCUUGGAAGAGUAAGAAACAAAAUGUGGUUUCUCGUUCGAGUGCUGAAUCAGAAUAUCGAGCUAUGGCACAAUCUGCAUGUGAGAUCAUAUGGAUAAGCCAUUUAUUGACUGAGCUCGGAUUGAAGACAUCAAUGCCUGCUAAAUUGUGGUGUGAUAACCAAGCUGCUAUACACAUAGCAAACAAUCCUGUAUUUCAUGAGAGAACAAAGCAUAUUGAAGUUGAUUGUCAUUUUAUUCGAGAGAAGAUACAAAAAGGUUUGAUCUCUACCGGUUAUGUGAAGACUGGAGAACAACUUGGAGAUUUAUUCACUAAGGCUCUAAAUGGGAUUCGCGUUGAGUACUUAUGUAACAAGUUGGGCAUGAUAAAUAUCUAUGCUCCAACUUGAGGGGGAGUGUGAAAGAAUUAAUGCAUAUAAGAAUAUGCUUUAGGAAUAUACUCUAGACAUUAUUAUUGUAUAGCAUCUUAUGUAGGAAUAUUCCUUCUUUGUAACCUAUAUAUAGGGCCUUAACCCUCUCAUA
Molecule: messenger RNA, 3744 nt
Organism: Cuscuta epithymum
Lineage: Eukaryota; Viridiplantae; Streptophyta; Magnoliopsida; Solanales; Convolvulaceae
Source: the annotation of a GenBank genome assembly